Panicum hallii is the source of this 2271-nucleotide messenger RNA. Its product is annotated as heavy metal-associated isoprenylated plant protein 33-like. Gene Ontology annotation, molecular function: metal ion binding. The transcript has 5 exons. The record is from RefSeq and is a predicted model, not a curated record. NCBI's taxonomy places the organism in Eukaryota, Viridiplantae, Streptophyta, Magnoliopsida, Poales, Poaceae. The coding region runs from base 249 to 1790 and encodes 513 amino acids.
CUAGUCUUUUGCAGAACACCAUUUCACAAUCUUCUGAAGAAGAAAGGCAAAGGCUUCAGCUUCCAGGGCCAAAGGCAAAGGCUUCCAGGGAAAAUAAAAAGGAUUUAUUCUUUGUGCGAGUGUGUGAAGGGACACUAUUUUAUUGCAAGCCAUAAGCCCUCUCUCGCUCCAGCGAGGAGACAAGACUGAAGAUCUGAAGCCUCUCGUGCCUUUGGCGAUUGGAGGCUGCGGCAUUUGAGGUGGUCAGGAUGAGCAAGGAGGACGUCCUCAAGGUGCAGACAUGCGUGCUGAAAGUGAAUAUCCACUGUGAUGGGUGCGAGAAGAAGGUCAAGAAGAUCCUCCACAAGAUCGAUGGUGUGUACCAAAGCAGUGUAGAUGCGGAGCAGGGGAAGGUGACGGUGUCCGGCCUGAUGGAUCCGGACACCGUCAUCAAGAAGCUGAACAAGGCUGGCAAGCCCGCCCAGCUGUGGGGCGCCAAGCCUGGCUUGGUAAGCCAGGUCCAAAAGCUCCAGCUCGGCGGCGGCGGCAAGGGCCAGCAGCCGAAGGAUGCCGGCGGCAAGGGGCAGCCCAAGGAUGCCGGUGGCAAGGGCCAGCCCAAGGGUGGAGCGGGUGCUGGAAACGGCGCCGGUGGAGGCGGAGGUGGCGCGAAAGAUGCAAAGAUGGCGAUGCCGCAGCCGACUCCGCAGCAGCUUCAGCAACUGCAGCAGCUGCACCAGCAGAUGCAGAUGAAGGGGAUGAAGCUUCCUCCGCAGCUCAUGGGCAUGGGCGGCAAGAUGCCGUUCCCCGCGGCCGCGCCAGCGGCGGCGAAGGACCCCAAGGCCGUCAAGUUCAACGUUCCCGAGGACGACGAGUUCGGGGACGACGGCAGCGAGUUCGAUGAUGAGUUCGACGACGACUUCGACGACGAGGAUUUCGAGGACGAGGGCCUCGACGACGACUGGUACGACGACCCCAAGAUGAUGGCAAAGCCCAUGCCAAUGCCGAUGGGCGCCGGCGGGGGCGACAAGAAGGGAGCCAACGGCGGCGGCGGCGGCAAGAAGGGUGGCGGCGGGAACGAGAUCCCGGUGCAGAUCAAGGGGAGCGCCAAUAACGGCGGCAAGAAGGACUCUGGCGCCAAGCAGAACCAGGGCGGCGGAGGCGGAAACAGCAAGAACGGUGGCGGAGCGCAUCCGCCGCAGAACGGCAAGGGCGGCGGGAACCAGCCUGGCCAGGCCAAGAAGGGCGGUGGCGCCGGUGGUCCACCCGCCGGCGUUGGCGGCCCGAUGAUGGGCGGCAUGCCGCCGCCGCAGCAGCCGGGCAUGAUGAUGAGGCCGCCGAACAUGAUGGGCGGCGCCGGUUUCCCCGGUAUGGGCCAGAUGGGCGGCAUGCCGAUGGGCCACCCCCACAUGGGUGCCAAUGGCAUGCAGCCGGCCGGUGGCAGUGCCGCCGCGCACGGCAUGCCGGCCGGCGGCAUGAUGCCUGGGGCUGGGUUCUAUCCUGGCGGUUCUGGCGGCGGCGGCAUGCCGUCCGGGCCGGAGAUGAUGCAGGCGGCUGGGAACCCCAUGGCGCAGCAGCAGUACAUGUCCAUGAUGGCGCAGCAGCAACAGCCACAGAUGAUGAUGAAUGGCCAUGGUCCUCACGGUCACCACGGCCACCACGUCCAUGGCGGCGCCGGUUACCCACCGAUGGGGUACGGGUACGGGUACGGCCGCCCGGCGAUGCCCUACCCGCCGCCGAUGUACUACCCUCAGCCGCACCCCCAUGACAACAUGUUCAGCGACGAGAACCCCAACAGCUGCUCGAUGAUGUGAGGCACGGUCGCCGGCGCCUGCCAAGCUUUCUCCUGCUGAUGCCUUGGACAAAGCAGUGAACCCACCCAACCGGAAGGAGGGGAGCGCAGGCCACACACAGGUGGUCAUCGAUCGGUCAGCGUCGUCACCAUGGUCGAAAUAACAACCUGGAUCAGUCAGUCAGUAUACAUGAGAAGCUAGUACCAGCUAGAAUCGCUCCCCCUUUUUUUUCUUUUUCUUUCCUUUUUAUUUUCUAGCUUAUUUUCACCUUUUUCUUGCUUUGGACAAAAAAAAAAGCAACUUCCUUGAAGUGGAAGGUAGGUAUAGUAAUUAUGAAUAGUGGUCAUAAGAGAUGAUGGUGCUUUACAGAUGGUGAUGCUGCUGGGCGGCUUCCCUUCUUGCUCCAUAUUGUGAUGGUAGAAGAAUGUGCAAAACAAGGUUAAUCUCAAUGUGCCAUUUCCCUGUGCUUUGGAUGCAUGAAUGAAUGGAUGGUCAAGCUGCA